CCCGCGCAGCUCGCCGUCUCCAUCCGCUCGCUCUACGCCUCGUUACGCUGAGCUCCGCGCCGGUCGAGCAAGCUAGAAGAAUUCUCGACAGCGAGUCAGAGAGAGUGAGAGGGCGCUGCGAAUGGCAGGCGGCGGCGUCGUGUUCGAGCCCCGCGCCGGCGUCGUGGCCCCGGGCGUCGCGGGCGGCGACGUCGUGUUCUGCGUCGCCAUCGCGUGCCUCUCGCUCCUCUCCAUGAUCAUCUUCGCGGCGGCCGGCUCCUCCGCCGGAGGGAAGCGCGGGCGCGCGAGCGGACCGGUGUUCGUCGGCGGGAAGGGCUGCGGCUGCGGAGGCUGCCGCGCGGGCGCCGGCGUCUGCGGCACCUACCUCUCCUGACCGAGCACGCGCACCAGCCCCGCGUGAGCAGAGGCUCGCCGGCGUGCGCGGCGCUGUACAUACCCACGCGCGCACGGGCCGGGCGAAGCGUGUAAAAAUAAGAAGCUGAAAGCUUUGCUCCACUGUGCCCAUGGCUGCUGCCUGCUGCUUUCUUUUAGCUCUCCUUUCCCUUUGAUUUUCUUUCUGAGGACAGUCCUGCUUGGAUACCAUCAGUGUUACUCCGUUUUUAGAUGAAGAAAUUAAGUGUUACUCCUACCAAACACCAUGCUGUGAUGAAAGAGAUGUGUGGCUUUUUUUUU
Molecule: messenger RNA, 672 nt
Organism: Panicum hallii
Lineage: Eukaryota; Viridiplantae; Streptophyta; Magnoliopsida; Poales; Poaceae
Exons: 1
Coding region: 122-373 (83 amino acids)
Source: RefSeq, a predicted model, not a curated record